Molecule: messenger RNA, 4447 nt
Organism: Aegilops tauschii subsp. strangulata
Lineage: Eukaryota; Viridiplantae; Streptophyta; Magnoliopsida; Poales; Poaceae
Product: C2 and GRAM domain-containing protein At1g03370
Source: RefSeq, a predicted model, not a curated record
ACGGGAAAUCUCACCACUUCACACCGGAAUCCCGAGUUCCUCAACAGCGACGCCGCGACGGCGACCAACGAGAAACGCGGGGAGACGAGAGCCGGAGAAAAGACAAGACGAAGAAACCCCGAACCGCCGACUCGGGAGCACACCAAAAACGGAGAUGCGCCGCCAAUAAUUUAACAGUGCGCACCAUCAAGAACACGAUGCCUUUUCCCCCCCUCCCACCCCUCGCUUCCUUCCCAUUUCGCUCUGUGUGUCGUUGACGAGAUCUCGCGUCCAUGUGGCCGGGGUUCUUUUCCUUUGACUUGAUCCAACCAGGAAGAAGACUUCGAGCCGUGCGAAGCUAGUAUAUUGGCGGUCUGCUGGUUGCUCCCAUCACUUGGUUUCCUCCUCUUCUUGCCAUUUCUCGUCUGCUUGCUUGCUUCUUCUUCUUCUUGCCCCCCUCCCCUGUCCGUCCCGGAGCGUGCAAAGUCUGAUCUGGUUCUCCUCCCGUGUCCGUCCACAUCCAGGGGGGGUCCUGGAUUUGGAGACGGAGAUUGGCACCUGGAAAGUGGCCGAUGUGCCCGCCAGUCUUGUUGUUUUGCCGGGAUUGGUAACGGGCGGGCGGGCAAGAAAGAAGUGAUGGGAGUUUGAUUUGCCACUUUGAUCUUGGGAUUGGUUCUUGGGAGGCGGCGGUAGUUGGCCCGUUUCUUGGUUCUUUUAGGGCGGAGUUUGUUUGGGAUCGGGAGAGCAGCAAGCCAUUUCCGGGCGGUUCUCGCCGGGGGAUUCGCGCGGGCUGAGGCAGGUUCGUCGGCGAAGAUGAGGCUGACUGUGCGUGUGAUCGGAGCGCGCAACCUGCGCGCCAUGGAUUUCAACGGGUUCAGCGACCCGUAUGUGAAACUGCAGGUCGGGAAGCAGCGGUUCAAGACCAAGGUGGUCAAGAUGAACCUGAACCCGGAGUGGGAUCAGGAGUUCAGCUUCGUCGUCGCCGAUGUCCGGGAGGUGCUCAAGUUAGAUGUCUAUGAUGAAGACAUGAUCGGGACUGAUGACUUCCUGGGCCAGGUGAGGGUGACACUGGAGGAUCUUCUGGCCGCGGAGAACUUCUCGCUCGGCACGCGCUGGUACCAGCUUCUUCCCAAGACCAAGAGUGACAAGGCAGUUGAUUGUGGGGAGAUUUCUCUUGCAAUAUCUUUAGAAACAGCUGGGGCCACACGAUCAUGGUCUGAUGAUCUUGCAACUGAACUAACUGGUACACAGAAAGAGUAUUCAUUGCAAUCCAGUCAAAGCGCAGGAGCAUCAUCGGCUGCAUUAGCUUAUGAAGAAAAUGAAGCUUCUAAAGAAGAUAAUGUUAAUGAGUAUUUUUCUGAUGGAACUGAAAUCCCUGAAGAGGACAAAUGUGGUGAAGUGAGAGAUUCAGAGGACAGGUUUAAUGGGAUUACUACUGAAAUUUCUAAUGAAGCCGAAACUUCUAAAACAGAAAAGCUUGACAAGCCCUCGCUUGUUGAUCGUGUCUAUCAAAUGUUUGCCAAGAAAAAUGAUGAUAUUUCGUCAACAUCAUUGACAAAGACCGAGGCUUUAGAAGAAGUUCAACAAGCACCAGCAGUAUGUGAGGCUCCUUUAAGCCAAAAUAGUGACAUUUGUUCAGAGAUUACAUUUGCUGAACUAUUGAGAUCUUUUGAAUCAAGGCACGAAGAAGUCGAAAUGCCUGUGAAUUUACAAGGAAUUCUUGUUAACCAGUCAUAUUUUACGUCACCUAGUGAUUUGAAUAACCUUCUCUUCUCACCAGAUUCAGAUUUUCGGCAAACAUUGGUUCAGCUUCAGGGUUGUACUGAUUUCAAAACUGAACCCUGGAGAAUUGAUAAUGAUGGGGAGUCCCUGAAGAGGGUGAUAAGUUAUACAACUGCACCAUCCAAAUUGGUUAAAGCUGUAAAGGCAACAGAGGAUCAAUCUUAUUUGAAGGCUGAUGGAAAAGAGUAUUCAGUUUUAUUGAGUGCUAGCACUCCUGAUGUUCCUUGUGGUACUUAUUUUCGGACAGAGGUUCUUUUCCGUAUUAUGCCAGGCCCUGAACUUGAUUCUGAGCAACAGACUUCACAUUUGGUAAUUUCUUGGCGCAUGAAUUUUCUUCAGAGUACUAUGAUGAAAAGUAUUAUAGAAAAUGGAGCAAGACAAGGCUUGGAGCAAAAUUAUUCACAGUUCUCUGAUCUACUGUCAGAGAAGAUCAAGCCUAUUGAUGUAGACGAUGCUGGAUCAGAUAAGGAGCAGGUUUUAGCUUCAUUGCAAGGGGGGCAGGAGUCUGAUUGGAAGAUAGCAUUCCUAUACUUCUGCAACUUUGGUGUCUUGUCCUCUCUUUUUGUUGCCUUGUACAUUGGUGUUCAUGUUUCGCUAGUGAAUUCAGGUGCAGUUCAGGGACUUGAGUUUCCUGGAUUAGAUUUGCCAGAUUCUAUCAGUGAGAUUGUCAUGGGUGGGCUAUUGUUUCUUCAGGCGCAACACAUAUUUAAGAAAAUCAUGUGUUUUUUUCAGGCAAGAGAACAAAAAGUUGGUGAUCAUGGUGUGAAAGCACAAGGCGACGGAUGGUUGCUAACUGUUGCCUUAAUUGAGGGAACCAAUUUGGCACCAGUCGACGCUACUGGUUUCUCUGAUCCUUAUGUGGUAUUUACUUGCAAUGGUAAAACCAAAACAAGCUCAAUCAAGUUCCAAACACUUGAACCUCAGUGGAACGACAUCUUUGAGUUUGAUGCCAUGGAUGAUCCUCCAUCUGUUAUGAAUGUACAUGUAUAUGAUUUUGAUGGACCAUUUGACGAAGUUACCUCUCUUGGACAUGCUGAAAUCAACUUUGUCAAAUCAAAUCUGUCAGAGCUAGCGGAUGUAUGGAUUCCUCUUCAAGGUAACUUGGCUAAGUCCAGGCAGUCUAAGUUACACCUAAGAAUCUUCUUGAACAACUCAAAGGGCACUGGUAUGGUCACUGAGUAUCUGAGCAAAAUGGAGAAAGAAGUUGGUAAGAAGAUGACGUUGCGGUCUCCUCGAACUAAUACUGCAUUCCAGGAGCUCUUCUCUCUGCCUGCAGAAGAAUUUCUAAUCAGCAGUUUUACCUGCUACUUGAAGCGGAAAUUGCCUACACAGGGCCAUCUUUUCUUGUCUCCAAGAAUAAUUGGAUUUUAUUCAAGCAUGUUUGGCCGGAAAACAAAGUUUUUCUUUCUAUGGGAGGAUAUUGAAGACAUACAGGCAAUUCCCCCAUCACUAUCGACAUGGAGUCCAUCCCUUGCAAUAACUCUUCACAGAGGUAGAGGCAUGGAUGCAAAGCAUGGAGCGAAGAGCGUAGAGAGUGGAAAGCUGAAGUUUUCUCUGCAAUCUUUUGCAUCAUUUAGUGUGGCCAAUAGGACAAUAAUGGCGUUAUGGAAAGCAAGAUCAUUGAGCUCCGAGUCUAAAGUACAGAUUGCUGAGGAACAAUCUCAAAAUAAUACACUUCAGAGUGAGGACAGUGGAAUUUUUGUUGGUGUUGACGAUUCCAAGAGCCUUCAGAUGAGUGAAGUUUUCUCGUCAACCAUUUCUGCUAAUAUGAAUUCACUUCUGGAGGUGUUCGAGGGUGGUUCGUUGGAGAUGAAAGUCAUGGAAAAAGUUGGAUGCCUCAAAUACUCGGCUACACAAUGGGAAUCAGAUAAACCCGACGAAUAUCAAAGACAAAUUCAUUACAAGUUUAGCAGGAAGUUGUCUCCUGUUGGAGGAGAAGUGACUGGGACCCAGCUGAAAUCUCCUAUGCCCAAUAAGAAAGGGUGGAUUAUUGAAGAGGUGAUGGAACUUCAAGGCGUCCUUCUUGGUGACUUCUUCACGCUUCAUAUAAAGUAUCAAAUAGAAGACCUUGCUCCUAAACAAAAGGCGUGCAGUGUCCAAGUCUAUCUUGGAAUUGAAUGGUCAAAGACCACCAGGCAUCAGAAGAGAAUCGAGAAGAAUGUUCUUUCCAGUUCAUCUGCUCGCCUAAAGGAGAUGUUCAGCCUUGCAUCCAAGCAACUCUCGCACACCAGAUAGGAUCAUUCAUCCGUGACAACCCAUGUGCAUAAUACUGAAUGACCAAAGAUUUACUGACCAGCACUAUGGUCCCCUGUACAUACAUUGCUUGAUUGAAGGGACGCGCGGGCAGACUGAUUCAUUCGUUAGACUAUUUUAGGGCGAGCUUUGCAGAUUUUUCUGUAGCUGUGAGCAAUUGUGGUGCAGCAUUUUCUGAACUCAGGACAAUUUGGACCAGACAUAUGAUAGCAGCAUCAUACAACCAGUUAUGAUUUACACUGAAGCCAUGGCCUGCAAUUUGUUGAUCUGUAGACAGUAGUGUUUGUCUUGUAUACAUAGGAUAGCAGUGUUGUUCUCUGUACGUUGGAAUUGGGCCACUUCAACUCCCUGUUUCAUUGAUCACACACAUGUUGAUACAGAAGGAAAAUAAAAAGUGAUCCGGUGAUAAAUAAAAUUGGAUUUUUAUAUGACA